AUGGCUGAAGCAGAAUCAUCUGUGCUUGAAACUUCUGGAAAAGAGUGUGUGGUGUUGCCAACCCAGUUGGUGAUGACUGUCACUUCUUGUCCUCUCCCAUCUGCCAUUAGGGAGCACCUGAGGUUCCACUACAGCUGGGGGUGCCACUGUGACAACCGUUACCAACAGCUACACAGCCUUUAUCAUCCCUCCUGCUACAGCUAUGGCUCCACAGUGUAUGGAAAUGGGCCCGGUCCUCUGUGUGUGUCUGAGACCCCUGAACCGCUAGCUGGAGCAGGGGCCAUUCCAGAGGAAAUCACAGCCCCCGCUGAAAACCAAGCUGAAGACCUUCUAAGAGACCCAAACCUUCCUUUGAACAUUGAAGAAUCAAACAAGGAGUUCAUGGCAGAAAGUGAAGAGCUGUAUGACUCCCUGAUGAACUGCCGCUGGCAGCCUCUGGACACUGUUCUGUGUAGCAGCCCAGAGGAGCCCCCCCAGUGUGAAGCAAGUAUGCGCGAUGCCCUCCAACUGCCAUGUUAA
Molecule: messenger RNA, 519 nt
Organism: Grammomys surdaster
Lineage: Eukaryota; Metazoa; Chordata; Mammalia; Rodentia; Muridae
Gene: CUNH6orf52
Product: chromosome unknown C6orf52 homolog
Biological process (GO): selenocysteine incorporation
Cellular component (GO): nucleus
Molecular function (GO): tRNA binding
Source: RefSeq, a predicted model, not a curated record